Aspergillus chevalieri is the source of this 1386-nucleotide messenger RNA. Its product is annotated as putative disulfide isomerase. NCBI's taxonomy places the organism in Eukaryota, Fungi, Ascomycota, Eurotiomycetes, Eurotiales, Aspergillaceae. Gene Ontology annotation, biological process: response to endoplasmic reticulum stress. The transcript has 3 exons. Gene Ontology annotation, cellular component: endoplasmic reticulum lumen. The record is from RefSeq and is a predicted model, not a curated record. The coding region runs from base 1 to 1386 and encodes 461 amino acids. Gene Ontology annotation, molecular function: protein disulfide isomerase activity; protein-disulfide reductase activity.
AUGAAGCAGCCAAUUCUCCUUGUCGCAUCGCUGCUGGCCGCUCUCCCAGUCAGCGCCGAUGGCAUCUAUACUAAGAAAUCACCCGUGCUGCAGGUAAACCACAAGACAUAUAACCAGCUAAUCGCUGAUUCCAAUCAUACAUCGAUCGUAGAAUUCUACGCCCCCUGGUGUGGCCACUGCCAAAACCUCAAACCAGCCUAUGAGAAAGCAGCCAAGAACCUAGACGGCCUGGCCAAAGUCGCAGCCAUCAACUGCGAUGAUGACGACAACAAGCCUCUCUGCGGCCGGAUGGGCGUGCAGGGUUUCCCAACCCUCAAGAUCAUGACUCCGUCCAGGAAAUCAGGGAACCCUACGGUGGAAGACUACCAGGGUGCGCGGAGCGCAAAGGCGAUUGUCGACGCGGUUGUGGAUAGGAUUCCGAACCAUGUGAAGAGGCUUACGGACAAGGAUUUGGAUGCGUGGGUUGAGAAGGAUGAGGAGCCGAAGGCAAUUCUGUUUACGGAGAAAGGGACUACUAGUGCUCUUAUUCGAGCUAUUGCGAUUGACUUCCUUGGGUCAAUUAAGGUUGGGCAGGUCCGCAGUAAGGAAACCGGUGCGGUUGAGAAGUUUGGUAUUGAGAACUUCCCUACGCUCGUGCUGCUUCCUGGUGGUAAUAAGGAGCCUAUUGUCUACGAUGGCGAGUUGAAAAAGAAGCCAAUCGUCGAGUUCCUUGGCCAGGUCGCCGCACCAAACCCGGAUCCCGCUCCUGCAAAGGCCAAGGCCAAGUCAUCUUCCAAGUCCAAAUCCAGCAAAUCCGCAGAGACUCAGUCUUCGACCGUCUACGAUGACGAAGCAGAGAAUCUCAAACCAACCGAAUCCCCAGACCACAAGGUCAUCCCGGACGACGCCAAAGAAUCCAAACCCGCCAGCGUCCCCAUCAAAACACCCGAGAUCAAAACCCUUCCCACAAUCGAAAUCCUAGAGUCCCUCUGUCUGGGACCCAAAUCCGGAACCUGUGUCCUCGCUCUUCUCCCAGAGCCUAAGGACCCUGACUCCGACCUCCCUAACCCGGCACAAACAGCUGUGUUAAGUCUGUCUGACAUCGCGCACAAACACGCCCAGCGCCAAAGCAACCUCUUCCCGUUCUACAGUGUCCCGGCUAUUAAUACCGGUGGCAAGACUUUGCGCGCUGAAUUGAGAUUGCCAGGGGCUACGGAGACGGUUGAGAUUAUCGCGGUGAAUGGCCGGAGGGGUUGGUGGAGGAGGUAUGAUAAUUCCGAAAGCCAGGACUUUAGUGUUGUGUCUGUUGAGAAGUGGAUUGAUUCUAUUCGGUUGGGUGAUGGGAAGAAGGAGAAGUUGCCGGAGGGAGUUGUUGCUGGGAAAGAGGAUGAGCAUGACGAGCUGUAA